GAAUUGAUGGAGAUUAAGCCUUGAUUUUUAUUAUUAUUAUUUUAUGAAUUAUUUAAAUUUUGAAUAUCCAUGAAACACAGGAAGUCAAAGUCAACCUAAUCAUGACAGAUUACUGCAUGCCUGGAAUGAGUGGCUAUGAUCUACUCAAACGACUCAAGGGAUCUUACUGGAAAGAUAUUCCUGUUGUUGUCAUGUCAUCAGAGAACGAGCCUUCAAGAAUCAACAUGUGUUUGGAAGAAGGGGCAGAGGAAUUCCUUUUGAAGCCUCUUCAACUUUCCGACGUGAAGAAGCUCGAGCCUCACCUUCAAAAGUCCCUCACUCGCUGUUCUGCAGAAAUAAAGGAAGAACAAACCGUUGGAUUUGGAAUUGAAAUCGGAAUCGGAAUCGGAAUCGGAAUCACUGAUUCCGAUGUCGUCGACGGCGGAAACAACUCAGAUAGUAACAAGAACGACAAUAGCGAUCUGAAAGGCGACCGAAGCUGAAAGAAUUGCAAGGUGGAGCAUAAGAAAUGGUGCAAUAUUGGCAGGUAGCAUUUCGUCGAACACCUUUCCUGCAAUAUAAAAUGGCUUGUAUACCGAUCGUGUUUGAUGAUCAGUGCCUCCCAAAAUGGGAUGUGUUGGAGCGUAAAUCAAUCUAGGGUUUACAACUCGGAUUAAAAUUAUCAAAUGAAAUUUCCAUUUUGUCUCUA
Cucurbita pepo subsp. pepo (vegetable marrow) is the source of this 688-nucleotide messenger RNA. Its product is annotated as two-component response regulator ORR9-like. The record is from RefSeq and is a predicted model, not a curated record. Lineage: Eukaryota; Viridiplantae; Streptophyta; Magnoliopsida; Cucurbitales; Cucurbitaceae. Gene Ontology annotation, biological process: cytokinin-activated signaling pathway; phosphorelay signal transduction system.